CAACUCUCAAGCAACUUCAAUCCACUCCACGCCGCUGCCAACAAAUUAUCAAUUUCGCUACUUUGGCAACAUCUCAAUAAUUUACUAUCACACCUAGCAUUACCAAUGGGCUGGUUCUGGGGCUCGAACGACGAGGACCCGGUCAAGAAGCUUGACCCCGGUCUUCGCAAAUACCUCGAGAACGAAGCUCCAAAGAAAUACGUCCCGGGCUCGCCAGCGGUCGAAGAGCAAGCCCAACAGCCUAAAGCCUCAUCAUCCAAACCCGAUGCCUCGUCCACAGCUCCCGCCGUCCCCUCACAGUCCCUCUUUCCCGACGGUCGUUAUGCCGAUUUAUGGAAAACCUACAAACCACCGGCAGCCGGCGAGGAAGGGCCGGAAACCUCGGGGGUGCCAGCGAUGAAGGCGCAGAACAAACAGCGACAUGCGGUGUUGAAGCGCGCGGUGAUGGAGAACUGCUCGAUCGAGAAUGAAACAUACCACCUGUGCUUGCAGAGCCCGACUAUGACUGAACGACUUACGGCCUGCCAGGAGAAGAACAAGGCGUUCACUCGUUGCUAUGCGACUCAAUCCAAAUUCUUGCAGGCACUGGGAUACGCCGCUUCAAGACAGUGGGAUGACGAGCGGGAGGAACGGAUCCAGCUCCAUGCCGACAAACUUUACCACCAGAUGCUUGACUAUGAGAACCAGGUCGAGGAGGCUAAGGAGGCCGGCCGAGAACCCCCACCACUUACCUCUCUCUUCAACCCCCAAGCAAAACCAGUGGAGCCAGCGAGCGUUGGUCCAGCGGAAGUAGAGAUCCCUGGAGGAGAGCCGAUCCCAGAAGGCUUCAAGCCGUCGAAAUCACUGGAUCGGCUGACACCACACGAGCGGGAAUUGGAGAUCCGCGCCCACUAUGCGAACUUGGAACAACAAAAGGCGUACAUGGAGGAUUUAUCGUCAGUUUUCCGGACGAACGACCAAGGGAAGGACAAGCGACGGGAAAAGCUGGUCAGUUGGUUUGGUGAGACGGUGGGCAAUUGGAUGACGCGGUGAAUGAUAGCUCUAUUGUCUUUGGCUUCGUCCUAUUCUUGUAUAACUAUCCCUGGCGUUUGAAUUUGGAUUGGUGUGCAGAGCGGCGUUAUGCAUAUACUGACCGUUCCGGCGGUUGGACUGAGGUCGUAUGCUUUGUACAAAACAUAUACGCAAGUCUAGUAAUUUACGAAUUAUGAGUGAGCAGCCAACAUUAUCCAG
Messenger RNA from Aspergillus versicolor CBS 583.65, 1230 nucleotides. RefSeq lists its product as uncharacterized. The record is from RefSeq and is a predicted model, not a curated record. The transcript has 2 exons. NCBI's taxonomy places the organism in Eukaryota, Fungi, Ascomycota, Eurotiomycetes, Eurotiales, Aspergillaceae. Bases 106 to 1032 code for a protein of 308 amino acids.